Molecule: messenger RNA, 2340 nt
Organism: Symbiodinium natans
Lineage: Eukaryota; Dinophyceae; Suessiales; Symbiodiniaceae
Source: the annotation of a GenBank genome assembly
AUGCUUAGACUGCCUCCAUCCGCGCUUGCAAGGCGGAUCGCUGCUCUUGUGUUUCUAGCUCUCACCUGCAGCCGUGCGGCUACCCUAGCUGUUGAGAAGAUGGCUUUGGUGGAUGCAGUCAAUGACAUUCUCAUUGCUGAAUUCGACCCUCUUGUGUCUGGGACGACACUGUACCUGGACGAGCUCCCUGCACAGAUCAAUGUUGUCGCCACUACCUUUCAAAGUGUUGGAAGCCUGCGGUUCAAAGUCAACGGAGGCACCUUCAGAACGGAGAGCAAUGCACCCUAUGCCCUGGCUGGGGAUAGUGGGGGUGAUUAUGCCAACUGGGGGCCGUCGCCUGGGACGUACCUCAUUGGUGCCCAGGCCUUUGCGAAUUCUGGUGCCAGCGGAGAUUUUGGGACCGAACAUCAGAUCGUCGUUACUGUUGCUGCCACUCGCCCGGUGCCUAGGGUUGUACUUCCUGACAGCCUCAUGCAGAGCCCUCAUGGGGAGAUCUUGUCUAAGUCGAUGGAGGCUGCUUCAAGGUUCUUUUGCGAGGAUGGCGACUUACAUGGCACGACAACGGCGGUUGGGGCAGUGACCACGAUACGGCUGACCGCGCAGACAGACCCGGUGGUGCUGGAACUGAACACCAGUGAAGACAGCUCGCCCAUGAAGAUCGUACUUCCGCCAAGCCUGCUGCAGAGUUUGCUCCAAAGUGGCAACGCCAUGAUGGUUUUCACAGAGGUGGCGCAGGAGCUAGCUCCAGCCUUUACUGCGCAGGACGUUGACGGAGAAGAUGUGGUUCUCUUGUCACGGCUUGUGGAGCUCUCCUUCAUCAGCGAGAAUGCUGGAGCUUUGACUCUACUGAACGUUUCGGGAAGCGAAGGCAUCGUCUUCUCCUUCGCUUCCCGCGCUCCGCUUGAGGACGAGAAGUGUGGAUUCUUCGACCCCGCACUGGGUGCCUGGUCGAAGGAGGGGGUCGACUUCUUGGCCCACUACGAGGUUCAUGGCGAAAGCAUCAACCGUUCCUGGUGUCGGACUACACACACAUCCCUCUUUGCACUCCUGCAGACGGUACCUUUUGACCGGACCAUUGGAGGAGUCGUCGUCAACGUGGAGAGCUAUGCAGGUGCUGUGGUGCUUUGCAGCGCUUUCGCAGUUAUAUGCUGUUUGCUUCUCUGCAUUGUCUUGCUCCGACGCGUGCGGAAGCCUACCUCCGGGCAUGUCAAGCUGGUGGCACAGAAGCGUGCACAUGGCCGCAAAGAGAAGGUGCGCACACUCUCCUUCAAGCUCAGCGAGCUGGGCGAAGUGGAUGUGGAACGCGGCCCAGCAGCCCAGGCAAAGGUCCACGUGCGCUGGGAGGAAGACCUCAGCAUACUGGAAGACCUACACUACCUGCGCCGGGGCCGCCGUCAAGUUGCCGUGAACCUUAACAUCGGGCCACCUCAUCGCAAGGUGGAUUCGGCCGACUCCCAUCGAGAUCCUCCUCGGGAGACGGUUCGACCGCAGCUCUCCUCAAACGUGGAUGCAGGUGCUCAUCUGGAGACGGAGCCCCCGGAGACCGAGCCGUCGUCUCAGGCCAACGAACUGGUGCUUUCAAGCUUGGACGAAGCAGUGGACGUCAUCUCUGCCGGUGUGGAUGAUCUCUACUUCUUGGAGACCGACUCUAUUGAAGAAUCUAUUGUGUCUGCAGGGCUGGAUGGCUUCGUGUUGCACGUGCCUCCGACUGAAGCCUACCUGGAAGGUGAAUGGGUCCUGUACUUUUCUUCGACCUUGGCAUGCAUGGUGCCAGCUAGAGUCGCGGGGCCAGGCACCUUCCAAAGCGACGACCCAAGCGAGCUCCCCUCCUAUGCUUGCCGUGUCGGCGUCCGCAGCCAGCUAAGGGAGGCUGUACCUUUGCGAGCCCUACGGCCAGUUCUGGAGGCGGGCGAGCACGUGGAGGUCUAUUCGGAGAAGGCCUGGACCCCCGGGGUGGUCCGGACCACGCCGCCCGUCCGCCGCCCACCACACCUUUGGACUUUCCGAGUGAGGCUUGAGAAGGACCAGAAAAAGGACCUGGAGGUUCCUUUGAACAUGCUUCGACGUCGGUUCGUGGCGGGCGAGCAGGUGGAAGCCUACCUGGGCCGUGGAGCUGGUUGGGUCCCGGGCACCGUCAGCGAUACGGUGGUUGAAAUCCCACUGGCCACCACAUGGUCACAGAGGUCGGAAGCGUCUAUGACUUCCGCUCCGUCCAUUUUAGACAUGGACCUGCAGCUUGCCAACCUGGACACCACCGUGCGGAUCUUCCUUGAUUCUUCGAAGCAUGAGGUGGAGCUUCCAACCUCCCAGCUUCGAAGUUGCCGUCAGUCAAAGCUGUAG